CUUUCUCCCUUCUCCGUCUUGUGUUUUUCGCCAUUCAUUACGUCCCGUCUCUCCGCUCUUUCCGCCUGCUUUCCAAGCUUCCCGACUCCAUUGAUCAUCCCCUCCUCGCCCUCCUCCUCUUCCUCGACCUCCUCCCACCCUUCAAACCCCCUUCAACUAGCUUCCAACUUCCUUCACACAAUGGCGCCUACUUUCCACGAGUGCUACCGCCGCGAGGUCCACUGAUGACACUACCCCACGAUAACGACGACACUAUUCAUCCAUCGAUAUCUGGAUACUUGACUCGAUAUACCCAGAAAACCUGCAUCUUCACCAACAGCUCUAACCUCCCCAGUCACGACUAUCUUGUAUAGAGGCUUUUGUACCACCACUUGCGAUAUCCUCAGAGUCAGUUGAGGAGAAUCGAGCAGGCACACCCAACAGCUUGGAAACGGCGAUCGUUUCCACUUUAGACAACAUGUCGGGCUCGCCUGUAGAGUCCGGCCAGACGAGCUCCGGCUCCAGCAACACACCACCGAAUCCUUUCGAGAACCCAUCACAGGAACAACCUAAGCUUCAGACUCCGCCAUUGCUUCACCCUUCGUCCGCAACCCUGCAGGCCCGAAAAGAGAAGAAGGAGAAGAAGAAGAAGGUUGGCUUUCAUGCCGACAGCCCUCAGCCUAGCCAGACACCUCUGGUAGACAAUCGGCCACCGAGCAUCGUGAUUGACGAUGACUACUUCGCGCAGUCAAUGUCUCCCGAAGUUAACCCCUUUGAUACACCUGGACGCAUUGCUACUCCAAGACGAGACACCGACGCAACCCCAGUGGGAGCUCCAGACGCCGGUGAGCUGCGCCGUGCUCUGACCCAGGUCUUGAUUUCGGAGAAUCAAGAUAACAGUCCAUCCGAGACACCUGCCCGGCCCCGGCCCGUGCUCCGCCGUAACACCAGCUACGACGCACCGGAGGAAAGGCAGAAGGCUGACCUCGCCGAGCAAACCGCCGGCGAGCGGCAGCAGCGUUCGGGUCUCGAAGCUCGCCAGCGUGCCAACCGACUGGCCGUGAGUGUCGAGAACUACUCUUCACCCCCUUCUCGUCGCAACUCCAUCGAUGGGUUCAACCCAUUCAGUGACGAUGAGGAGACCGACCAAGUCAUCGGCUUGAGCUCUGCGGUAGAUGGGUCUGAUGAACGACGAAAGGUUCGGUCCCGUCCCAGAAAGAACUCGCACUUGGAUGCCGAAAAUCUUGUCCGAUCCCAUACGAGACGUGCCAAGAAGGGUGGCCGAGGACCGAAUGAUUACUUCAAGUAUGAGGCGCCUUCAGGUGCUCGAUCUGGCACCGCCACACCAACCUUGGAGCAGUCUUACGCUCACGAUUAUGUCCCACCCCCGAAGCAGUAUCACGGUGGUAUUCUGUCGUCGCUCCUCAAGCUAUACAAUGAGAAUGGCAGUGGCGGUAGCAGUGGCCGGAACACGCCGGGAUCCAACACACCAGCUACAGCAACGCCCAACCAGUCGCCUCCGGGCUCUAUGCUAGCCUCCGCUGCGCCCUCGACCCCUGGAUCUCCCCGGCCUUCCCGCCCCAACAGUGGUUUGUUCAACUACCACAAGAAGCAAGGUUCUCGCUCAUCCAUGGCUCUGGCUGAGCUUAUGAAGUCGUCGUCCGCCAUGGCUGGGCCGGCCUCGAGUGUGUUCAGCCAGGGCUUCACCGAGAAGCUCAAGACCGAGCCCCCAUCGCGGCCGAAGAAGAAGAAGUCCGGAGUCUGGGGUGGAUCUUCACCAAAGUCAUCAAAGUCUGAAGACAAGCACCGCAUUACUAAGCAUAUUGCUCAGAUCUUGUCGAGGCAUAAGUAUCUCGUCAAGCUGUGCAGGGCGCUGAUGAUGUACGGGGCCCCCACCCACAGACUGGAGGAGUACAUGAAGAUGUCGGCACGAGUCCUCGAGAUAGAGGGUCAGUUUCUCUACAUUCCCGGCUGUAUGAUUAUCAGCUUCGACGACAGCGCCACCCACACCACCGAGGUCAAGAUCGUUCGCUCGGCACAUGGUGUCGAUCUGGGCAAGCUGCGCGACGUGCAUGACAUCUAUAAGCAGGUUGUCCAUGAUUUGAUCAGCGCCGACGAGGCUACCAUCAUGUUGGAGAGCAUUACAGCUCGCAAGCUCAAGUUUGGCAACUGGAUGCGGGUGCCUGUCUAUGGUCUCGCCAGCGUCUGCGUCGCCCCCUUUGCUUUCCAGGGACGCUUCAUCGACUUGCCCAUCGCUUUCAUUCUCGGUUGCAUUCUGGGCUGGAUGCAAUUGAUCCUUGCUCCGAGCAAUGAGCUGUACGCGAACGUCUUCGAAAUCACCGCCUCCAUCGUCACAUCCUUCUUGGCCCGCGCCUUUGGCUCCAUCAACAACGGCGAACUGUUUUGUUUCUCUGCUCUGGCGCAGAGCUCCAUCGCCCUCAUUCUUCCUGGUUACAUGGUCCUCUGCAGUAGCUUGGAGUUGCAAAGCCACAACUUGGUCGCCGGAAGUGUUCGCAUGGUUUAUGCCAUGAUCUACACGCUCUUCCUCGGAUACGGAACCACUAUUGGCACUGCCCUCUACGGCAUGAUCGACCGCCACGCAGAGUCGAGAACUACCUGCACCGACCCGCUUAAUAGGAAUUGGUACUUGUUGUUUGUGCCGGGUUUCACUCUCUGCCUUUGCAUUAUCAAUCAGGCCAAGUGGAAGCAGACACCUGUCAUGGUCACCAUCUCCCUCGCCGGCUUCCUAGUUAACAGCUACUCGUCCGACUUUUUUGUCGGUAAUGCCCAAAUCUCGAACAUGCUUGGCGCUCUUACCGUGGGAUUGCUAGCUAAUCUCUACUCCCGCCUCGGUCGCCAUGCUCACAACUAUUUCCUCGAUUUUCUCGACUGGUGGGAUCUUCGCAUGGCCCCGCGCUUCGUUAGCGCUAGCCGUCGUCGCAAUGAGCGUCCUCGUCCAGAAAUGUACCAGAUGUCUGGCCAAACAGCCGGAGCUUCUGGUCCCUCGGGUGUCCACACCCCUGGAGAGAACACCCCUGGAGAGAACACCCCCGAAGGAUCGGCGCCAGCAACACCAACGACCGCUGCCUUCUCCGAGAAGGAUAAGGCUCAAGGCGUUGUCCCAGAGCGGAAGCGCACCGUUGGCUAUGGGCUCGCCGCCGCCGCUAUGCUUCCUGCUAUAUUUGUGCAGGUUCCCAGUGGUCUUGCGGCAGGCGGAUCGUUGUUGGCGGGUGUUACGUCGGCUGAUCAGAUAACGAACAAUAACGGUACUUCGACAUCAACCGACAGUUCGGACCUCAACAACUCGGCCUUUGCGGUUCUUCUCAGUGUUAUCCAGGUCGCCAUUGGUAUCACCGUCGGACUGUUUAUGAGCGCCCUUAUGGUCUAUCCUCUGGGCAAGAGAAGAAGUGGUCUGCUCAGCUUCUAGUUGAUGCGAGUCUACACGGUUAUAUCUUUAUGGUUUUCGCUCUCGCCAAUAUUCGGCAAACUUUUCAACAGUCGGAGGUGGAAUUACGAGCCGGACGUGGAGUUGGGGUUCGCGGCAGAGAGCAGGAUACAAGAGGAGGAUUCAUCGGCGUUUCAGAAGGAGUACAGAAGGGCAAGCAUAUGAAAUGGCACUUUGGCGUUUGUUGGUAGCGUUCGUUUGGAUUGGGUUGGAUUCACUUUGUUCUUUCAAGCAUUGGUCACGGAGUAACAGUACAAGACGUCGGGUUUUGGUGGCGACAAAUACAGCACUAGAUAACAUGAAAGACAUAGAUGUAGAGAUAGAACAAAUGGAUUCGAGCUCUGCUCUCCAUACCUUAUACUUCAUACUUUGGGUCAC
Molecule: messenger RNA, 3802 nt
Organism: Colletotrichum phormii
Lineage: Eukaryota; Fungi; Ascomycota; Sordariomycetes; Glomerellales; Glomerellaceae
Exons: 1
Coding region: 458-3406 (982 amino acids)
Biological process (GO): transmembrane transport
Molecular function (GO): transmembrane transporter activity
Source: RefSeq, a predicted model, not a curated record